This is a messenger RNA of Pseudozyma hubeiensis SY62, 849 nucleotides long. RefSeq names its product chorismate mutase. The record is from RefSeq and is a predicted model, not a curated record. The transcript has a single exon. Gene Ontology annotation, molecular function: chorismate mutase activity. NCBI's taxonomy places the organism in Eukaryota, Fungi, Basidiomycota, Ustilaginomycetes, Ustilaginales, Ustilaginaceae. Gene Ontology annotation, biological process: aromatic amino acid biosynthetic process; chorismate metabolic process. The coding region runs from base 1 to 849 and encodes 282 amino acids.
AUGAAGCUGCUCCUCUCUCUCCACAGCCUCGUGCUGCUGCUCGUCUCUCUCCGCCUCACUGCUGCCUCUCCUCCAUCCAAGCCGGCAGUCGACGACCUCACCACCCUCCGCGCCCAGCUCGCGCACUACGAAACGCCACUCAUCCAGACCUACCUCUCGCGCAUCUCCUUCGGCGUCAGCCUCCCUCACGAACGCUCGCUGAUCCUCUCCGCGCUUAUCAACGCUCCGUACCCUGCACCUCGGUCGAUCGAGGCAUGGCUGUCCACUCCCUCCGGCCGUGCGUUUGGUUCGGACGCGCCGUUCCCGCCGGCUACUCGGUACGUCACACCGGCUGUCCCGCACGAUGCGCAGACUCAGCCUGUCGACGGAAUCUGGUCUACGGGUCGUACACCUGCCGAUCCCACGAGCAUCUCCUACUUCCUCCUCUCCCAAAUUCACACCCUGCCUCCGCCCAACACCACCUUGACGGACAUCUCUUCCCUCCUCAACCUCGAUACGCUUCUCUUGCACCUCACAUCCGCACGUGUACUUCUCGGUCAUCCAAUCGGCCUCUCGAAAUUCACCUCUUCUUCGGAAACCUUCUGCCGCAUCCUCACCAACACCUCUUCUUCCCCUUCCUUCAAGUCGGCUCAAAUCUCUGCGGCACUCACAGAUCACAAGCAGGAAUCGAUCGUCCUAUCCCGCAUCUCCCAGAAAACCGACCUCUUCUCAACGUCCUUCUCCGGAGAUCCUCCCUACCAACGCAACGUCACUUCCGACCUGUUGACCCUGUUCAGUGCGUACCUGAUACCUAUAACCACCCACAUCGAAACCCAAACCAUCAUAGGCCUGCGUUCCAGUUGCACAUAG